This is a messenger RNA of Cooperia oncophora, 987 nucleotides long. NCBI's taxonomy places the organism in Eukaryota, Metazoa, Nematoda, Chromadorea, Rhabditida, Trichostrongylidae. The record is from the annotation of a GenBank genome assembly.
AUGAUUAGAGGAGUGAUAAGAGUUUCAACUAAAAGUUGGACAGCACUCCAUUUUGCAACUGACUACAUCGUGUCUGCUUUUACAAAGUUGACUGUUGGCCAGGCAGAGCGGUUCCAAACCCGACUAGGAGUCAUUCGUUAUGCCAGCAGUGUUGAACUUAUCGCCGACCUUAACGUUUAUACUUCAACAGCAGACCUCUUCGACUUAAACAUAUCACUGCUGAACGAAACCGGCACGAACAUUGAGGGAGCGAUUCGCAUGGCGACGAAGAAGUUUUUGUCUUCAAGUCAUCGACGUGCUGCUCGCCCAGUUAUCAUCAUCGUUGGAAGCACUUAUAAGGAUGGUGGAUUCAACGACCCAACGCAGAUCGCUCGCGAGUUCCGUGAAGACGGUGGAGCGAUUAUUACCAUCGAGUAUGUACAAGAGCACGGAAUGGCAGUACCGAUGCUUCGAGCGCUGGCGUCACCAAACUUCAGUCUGACUAAUAAAAAGAUGGACGGUACACAACUGCGUGCUGAUGAGUUACGUCAGCUGCUUUGCGAAGCCAACUGCUUCUGUAAAAAGAAUUGGAUGCCUUAUAGAACAAAUAAGUGGGAUGCUCCACACGGCGGUUGCUAUUAUCCGGUUCCGAUUCCUUCAAUUCAGAUACUGGCCAACCGAACAUGUUUCCGAAGGAAUGACGCCAGGCUUGUACUCGAUGAAGACUCCAAGAAGGACGCGUUCUUAAUGUACGCCUUCCCACCCAAGACCAAGUUCUGGCUAGGACUGCGGUAUGAUGGUAACCAGUGGACAUGGCCAGGAGGCUACUCAGCCGGAUUCACGAAAUGGGCUCCGGGUCAACCGAAUUACCGCAAGGGAAAUUGCGCUUACGUGCAACAGUACCGAGGACUUCAAUCUGCAUGGUUCACUGACGACUGCGACAACGACCACAAUUAUAUCUGCCAAGCGAAGCCAUGUGAUUCAACCAAGUAUUGCCCAGCUGGGUAG